This is a messenger RNA of Archocentrus centrarchus (flier cichlid), 2538 nucleotides long. Its product is annotated as extracellular calcium-sensing receptor-like. NCBI's taxonomy places the organism in Eukaryota, Metazoa, Chordata, Actinopteri, Cichliformes, Cichlidae. The record is from RefSeq and is a predicted model, not a curated record. Gene Ontology annotation, molecular function: G protein-coupled receptor activity. Gene Ontology annotation, biological process: G protein-coupled receptor signaling pathway. Gene Ontology annotation, cellular component: plasma membrane.
AUGAUGACCAUGGUGUUUACAGUGGAUGAAAUUAACCGUAACUCAAGCCUGUUACCAGGUGUUAAACUAGGCUACCGGAUUAUGGACAGCUGUGACCAUAUUCACAGCAGCCUGCAAGGUCUUUUAUCAUUAAUCAGUCACUCUAAAGCUGUCAACACUGAGACAGAAAAACAGCAGAAAUUAGGCAGUGUUACUGAAAAUGAAGAAUUAAAAAAUGUAGAACCAACAACAAAACAAAGAAUAAUGACCACACUGAAAAACCGAAGUGCUACAAGUAACACUGCAAUGCCUAACACUUCUAAAGAUUUUUUAAAUGACAUAAAAGAAAAUGCAACAGAAGAGAACACAAGACAGUCUUCCACAUGUCUGUAUUAUUCUCCUGUACCUGCUGUGAUUGGUCUUGCAUCUUCUUCCCCUACAAGAGCUGUAGCUCAGACACUUGGCCCAUUCAAGAUACCACUGGAUGACUACAGUCUCUAUGGCAUCCAAGCAUUUUCUACUCAGUUUAUAGAACAAGGUGGAUGUGUGGCAUUUCAUCUCACUAUCCCACCAUCACCCACAGUAGCUGAGAUACAAGAAAUGGCAGACAAACUGCAGAGUUCAACUGCUCGUGUUGUGGUCUUCGCUACAGAAGGGCAACUCUUAAAUCUGUUCUUGGAACUAACUCAGAGGAAUGUGACAGGGAUACAGUGGAUAGCCAGUGAAGCCUGGGUGACCUCUAGUCGUCUGGCCUCACCCCAGUUCCACCCUCUCCUAGAGGGAACAUUGGCUUCUCGUUCCCUGGAGGUCACCAUCCCUGGCUUAAAAGAGUUUCUUUUGAAUGUCCGACCCUCUCCCAAACCAGGGAUGGAAUUUAUCAAUAUGUUCUGGGAAGAUCAUUUUGGUUGCAAACUUGAGUUUGAAAGCGACAGAGCCAAAGAAUAUCAAGCAAACACCGUGGAUAAGUUUAAUGUUAUUGAUAGUUUUAGUUACAAUACAGGUUCUCAAAGCAAUUCUGGCCAUAUGGUCGGACUCACUGUAGGAAAAAAAAGUGUAUUUAAUGUGUCAGCUCAUAGAAAUGGUGAAUAUGCUGUGGGAAAGCCUGUAUGCACAGGUUCAGAAGAUAUGAGAUACACUGAGAGCAGUUAUAGUGAUGUAUCUCGGGUCACAAUUGCUUAUAAUGUGUAUAAAGCUGUGUACGCCAUUGCCCACGCUCUGCACACUUUUUUGAACUGUGACUCCGCAGGACCUAACAAGGGAUUGUGUGAGAAACACAACUCAUUUGCGAAUGGUCAGUUUCUUCAUCAUCUGAAGAUGGUGAAUUUCACCAACCAGUUUGAUGAAAGAGUAUAUUUUGACUCCAGCGGAGAGCCAGUCCCUCUGUAUGACAUCAUUAACUGGCAGAAGGACAGCAAGGAUGAAAUGAGAUUUAUCAAAGUGGGAAGCUAUGAUGGUUCAGCUCCACAUGGGCAACAAUUGCAGAUAAUAAAGAACACUAUUGUGUGGACAAAAGGAGAGUCGCAAGUUCCUAUAUCUCAGUGUAGUGCUCCAUGUCCACCUGGCAGCAGGCAGGCCACACGCCGAGGAGAGCCCAAAUGCUGCUUUGACUGUUUGCCCUGUGCAGAUGGAGAGAUCAGCAAUCAGACUGGUUCGACCGAGUGCACAAAAUGUCCUGAGUACUACUGGUCAGACAAAGAAAAAGUGAAAUGUAUUGCAGGAUCGGAAGAAUUCCUCUCUUUCUAUGACACCAUGGGUAUCAUCCUGGUUGUACUCACACUGCUGGGUUUCAUCCUGACAACCAUCAUCACCAUCGUCUUUCACAGUUUCCGCUAUACACCCAUCGUGAAGGCCAACAACUCCGAAAUCAGUUUCUUGCUUCUCCUGUCACUCAAGCUCUGUUUCCUGUGUUCUCUGGUGUUCAUUGGUCAGCCAUCUUGGUGGACAUGUAGGCUCCGCCAGGCAGCAUUUGGGAUCAGCUUUGUCUUGUGUCUGUCCUGCCUACUUGUUAAGACCAUUGUGGUCCUCCUGGCCUUCCGGACAAACGUACCUGGUUCCAGGGGUCUGAAGCUGUUUGGUACAUCUCAGCAGAGGAUUUUGAUCAUCUGUACUACAGCUCCUCAGAUUUUUCUCUGUACUGGCUGUGUGUUGGGAGCACCUCCCUUUCCAUUCAGGAACCCAAAUUACCAAGCUUCAACUGGAAAAAUUGUUGUGGAGUGUAAAGAGCCAUGGCCUCCUGGAUUUUACCUGCUCCUUGGUUACAUUGGCCUGCUGGCCUUUGUCUGCCUCCUCCUGGCAUUCCUUGGACGAAAGCUACCGGAUACAUUCAACGAAGCGAAGUUCAUCACCUUCAGCAUGCUCAUUUUCUGGGCUGUGUGGAUUUCUUUCAUCCCAGCUUAUGUCAGCUCUCCUGGGAAAUUCUCUGUGGCAGUGGAAAUAUUUGCUAUUUUAGCCUCAAGUUUUGGAUUGUUACUGUGUAUUUUUGUGCCCAAAUGUUACAUCAUUUUACUGCACCCUGAGAGGAACAUUAAGAAGGGCAUGACUGGAAAAUAUCCAAGAUGA